AGCAGACUGAUCUGGGCUCUGUGUCGAGUGGUGAUGACCAUCUCUGAGGAGCAGCUGCGCAGAAGUGAUGCUACAGUGCCCUUUACCACCUCAGCAGCUACUCGUAGGUACCCGCUAUACCCGCACAGCGCAUUCGCUAAUCGAGACACCCUGCGAACAAGUCCUCGUGGGUUCGUUAUUACACACUGGCUUUAUCACACAGAUACGGACUACCUCGUGGCAUUGUCGAGGCUGGUGGAGUCUGACUGAACUGCUUCAAGCAACAUACUAGUACAAUAGUCCACAAGAGGCGCAAAGUCUGUCCUCGUAUCUGUAUCCUUGUGCUGCAGCAGAUCAACGCCAUCCAUCGGUUCCUGCAGACGACCCAAAACCAUAACCGUCGCCAUGGCCAUUGCCACUGAUAUCCCCAUCAUUGACUUCACCCAGGCCUCAUCGUCGCCGGAUCAGGUGGCCAGAGAGCUGCUCAGAGCGUGCACUGACUGGGGCUUCUUCUACGUCAAAAACCACCCAAUACCCCAAGAGGCCAUUGAGGGCAUCUUCGAUUUGGAAAAACGCUUCUUCGCCCAGCCGCUCGAGACCAAACUAGAAGCACCCUACAUUGCCUCGAAAAACGCCGGCUACAAGCCUGCCAGCUCGUAUGGGGCGGAUGCCAGGUUCACCGACCCUCGUGAAGCCAUCAGCAUCAACAAGUGGCCGACGAUCGGGCAUGCCACAGCAGCACCCCUUCCUCCCAUCCUCUCCGACGCUCGGCAACAGAUAUUGUCCUUCCAACAGGAGGUCCGUCUCUUCACCAAGCAGCUCCUCGAACUCAUCGCGUUGGCGCUCGAUCUCCCGCGCGCGACGUUCGCACGAUACCAUGGCCCGGACAAGGAAAACUUUGACAACUUCGAGCUAAUGCACUAUCCGCCCGUUACGCCCGGGUCAGACACUUCCCAAGGGAUCCCGGCAUUCCGCAUCUCGCCUCACACGGACUGGGGGACACUGACUCUUCUCUUCCAAACCACCAUCGGAGGCCUCGAGGUGCGUCCGCCCAAGUACACCUCCCCGGACUUGUCUCUGGACACCGAGACGUGGAUGCCAGCACCGGCUCGGCCGGACCUGGUCCUCGUGAACAUCGGAGACAUGCUCGAGUUCUGGACGGCGGGCAAGUUGAAGAGCACGUGGCAUCGUGUCGUCCCCACCGCGACGGAGGGCGGGUUGGAUCGGUACACGUUUGCGUAUUUCCUGCAUCCGGAGAAGGAUGCGGUUCUGGUUCCCAUGCAGGGCAUGGAGAAGCAAGGUUGGGUGCCGAGAUAUGCCGGCGCUGGGAGGACGGCCGAGGAGCAUAUCCAUGCGCGGAUCGAGACCGUGCAUGGGAAAAGCAAAGUGAAGGCUGAAGACAAGAACCCUGAUCUGGCCGAGCGUAAGGGAGUGCUCGAGACCGGCGCGGGUGAAAUCGAUGCCCGUGCAUGACAAGAGUUGCAGGCUAUGUUUUUGAAUGCCAACCAUCUCCAAUGGAUUGUCCUCUCAUCUCAGUUUGAGACCAUGUGCUUGACUGCAGUGCUUGAGCAUGCGUCGUUGUUGUACCAGUAAGUCUCAAGAUAGGGCUCGGAGCAAGUUCGUAAAGCGGAUGCGAAUUCUGAACAUCGUAAAUUUGUGAUGCUAUAAAGAUAU
This is a messenger RNA of Cladophialophora immunda, 1653 nucleotides long. RefSeq lists its product as uncharacterized. Gene Ontology annotation, molecular function: dioxygenase activity. The transcript has 4 exons. Lineage: Eukaryota; Fungi; Ascomycota; Eurotiomycetes; Chaetothyriales; Herpotrichiellaceae. Bases 385 to 1452 code for a protein of 355 amino acids. The record is from RefSeq and is a predicted model, not a curated record.